AUGGAUAAACUCUUCAUUGAUCAGCAUGAGGAUGCUGAACACAUUGUUACAACUUCUUCCUGUCUCCUCAGUAAAGGUCAUACCUACAGUCUGCACUGUCCUGAGGCCUCCAGAGUCCAACCUGCAGCUUCACAGUUCAAGAACAAUUAUGGACCAAAUUAUCACCCAGCCUUUGAGAUUCGACUCAGCGUAAGUACCGAGGAGGCAGCUGUUACCAUCUUAGGCCAGAAGAAGACACCUGUGUGGAGCUACCAUGCAGAACUUACUGGUUUAAGCUCUGCAUCACGCUCAGGCCUAUCAGUCUCGUCCUCAGCCACAGAACCAGACUCAGUCCAUGAACGUGGAGGUUCUGGCCCAAGUGGACAAACUCCACCAGGGCCAGUGAUUCUCCAAGGGGAGGAAGAGAAGAAACUGUUCUCUGUUAGGAGAGAGUUUAUUAACAGAGUCAGCGAUUCUACUGUUCAGCGCUUGCUGGAUCGUCUGCUGGAAAUAAAAGUCAUAAACAACCAAGAAAUGGUGUCGUUGGAAGAAAUGCCCAAAAAGAAAAAAGCAGGAGCACUAAUUGACAUGGUCUUAGGAAAAGGAAACGCAGCCUGUAAAAUCCUGUUCGAAAGCUUGUGUGUCUUAGAUCCGUUUCUUUCCGAGACACUUGAGCUGAAACAAAAAUAA
This is a messenger RNA of Betta splendens (Siamese fighting fish), 669 nucleotides long. RefSeq lists its product as uncharacterized. The record is from RefSeq and is a predicted model, not a curated record. The coding region runs from base 1 to 669 and encodes 222 amino acids. Gene Ontology annotation, biological process: proteolysis; regulation of apoptotic process. The transcript is spliced from 5 exons. NCBI's taxonomy places the organism in Eukaryota, Metazoa, Chordata, Actinopteri, Anabantiformes, Osphronemidae. Gene Ontology annotation, molecular function: cysteine-type endopeptidase activity.